This is a messenger RNA of Gorilla gorilla gorilla (western lowland gorilla), 4804 nucleotides long. It is a transcript of the gene LMNA, whose product is annotated as lamin A/C. Gene Ontology annotation, cellular component: nuclear lamina; nuclear envelope. The transcript has 14 exons. Bases 769 to 2487 code for a protein of 572 amino acids. Gene Ontology annotation, biological process: protein localization to nuclear envelope; heterochromatin formation; nuclear migration. Gene Ontology annotation, molecular function: structural constituent of cytoskeleton. NCBI's taxonomy places the organism in Eukaryota, Metazoa, Chordata, Mammalia, Primates, Hominidae. The record is from RefSeq and is a predicted model, not a curated record.
GUGGCCUUCGGUCUUUCCUCGCAGCUCCGGGGCAAGCUAGGGGUGGGAUGGAAGUCGAGAGUCGAUCCCGGAGCCCGGCCGCGGGGAGAGGUUCUCGGCAGAGAAGACAAAGCCCGCAGCAGCGAUGGGGGCAGAGCUGGGCUCUGCGCGUUGUGGGGGCCAGGAAAGGUUGCCAGGCUGGGGCUGGAACCCCCUGGCAAAGGAUGGGGUCCCCUCAUCCCUAAACAGCAAGCCAUCUCCCCUCGCCCGCCCCCCGCCCCCCCAGUCUCGGAGAUCUCAGAGGCACCGACUGGGAGUACACGAGAAGUUCUUUGAGAACAGGGACUGGAUCUAGUCUACUCCUGUAUUCUCAGCACCCAGCACAAAGAAACACACCUUCCACCUCUAAACGUUAGCUCCACCAAGCUCCAAGGGGAGAGAAGAGAGGGCAUAUGGGAAUGUUUUGCUGGACCCCAUACUGCACUCCCAGGCCAGGAAGCUCUGCAUCAGGAAGCCAGCACCAUUUUCACCUCCUCUGGGAGGAGGACCUAUUAGAGCCUUUGCCCCGGCGUCGGUGACUCAGUGUUCGCGGGAGCGCCGCACCUACACCAGCCAACCCAGAUCCCGAGGUCCGACAGCGCCCGGCCCAGAUCCCCACGCCUGCCAGGAGCAAGCCGAGAGCCAGCCGGCCGGCGCACUCCGACUCCGAGCAGUCUCUGUCCUUCGGCCCGAGCCCCGCGCCCUUUCCGGGACCCCUGCCCCGCGGGCAGCGCUGCCACCCUGCCGGCCAUGGAGACCCCGUCCCAGCGGCGCGCCACCCGCAGCGGGGCGCAGGCCAGCUCCACUCCGCUGUCGCCCACCCGCAUCACCCGGCUGCAGGAGAAGGAGGACCUGCAGGAGCUCAAUGAUCGCUUGGCGGUCUACAUCGACCGUGUGCGCUCGCUGGAAACGGAGAACGCAGGGCUGCGCCUUCGCAUCACCGAGUCUGAAGAGGUGGUCAGCCGCGAAGUGUCCGGCAUCAAGGCCGCCUACGAGGCCGAGCUCGGGGAUGCCCGCAAGACCCUUGACUCAGUAGCCAAGGAGCGCGCCCGCCUGCAGCUGGAGCUGAGCAAAGUGCGUGAGGAGUUUAAGGAGCUGAAAGCGCGCAAUACCAAGAAGGAGGGUGACCUGAUAGCUGCUCAGGCUCGGCUGAAGGACCUGGAGGCUCUGCUGAACUCCAAGGAGGCCGCACUGAGCACUGCUCUCAGUGAGAAGCGCACGCUGGAGGGCGAGCUGCAUGAUCUGCGGGGCCAGGUGGCCAAGCUUGAGGCAGCCCUGGGUGAGGCCAAGAAGCAACUUCAGGAUGAGAUGCUGCGGCGGGUGGAUGCUGAGAACAGGCUGCAGACCAUGAAGGAGGAACUGGACUUCCAGAAGAACAUCUACAGUGAGGAGCUGCGUGAGACCAAGCGCCGUCAUGAGACCCGACUGGUGGAGAUUGACAAUGGGAAGCAGCGUGAGUUUGAGAGCCGGCUGGCGGAUGCGCUGCAGGAACUGCGGGCCCAGCAUGAGGACCAGGUGGAGCAGUAUAAGAAGGAGCUGGAGAAGACUUAUUCUGCCAAGCUGGACAAUGCCAGGCAGUCUGCUGAGAGGAACAGCAACCUGGUGGGGGCCGCCCACGAGGAGCUGCAGCAGUCGCGUAUCCGCAUCGACAGCCUCUCUGCCCAGCUCAGCCAGCUCCAGAAGCAGCUGGCAGCCAAGGAGGCGAAGCUUCGAGACCUGGAGGACUCACUGGCCCGUGAGCGGGACACCAGCCGGCGGCUGCUAGCGGAAAAGGAGCGGGAGAUGGCUGAGAUGCGGGCAAGGAUGCAGCAGCAGCUGGACGAGUACCAGGAGCUUCUGGACAUCAAGCUGGCCCUGGACAUGGAGAUCCACGCCUACCGCAAGCUCUUGGAGGGCGAGGAGGAGAGGCUACGCCUGUCCCCCAGCCCUACCUCGCAGCGCAGCCGUGGCCGUGCUUCCUCUCACUCAUCCCAGACACAGGGUGGGGGCAGCGUCACCAAAAAGCGCAAACUGGAGUCCACCGAGAGCCGCAGCAGCUUCUCACAGCACGCACGCACUAGCGGGCGCGUGGCCGUGGAGGAGGUGGACGAGGAGGGCAAGUUUGUCCGGCUGCGCAACAAGUCCAAUGAGGACCAGUCCAUGGGCAAUUGGCAGAUCAAGCGCCAGAAUGGAGAUGAUCCCUUGCUGACUUACCGGUUCCCACCAAAGUUCACCCUGAAGGCUGGGCAGGUGGUGACGAUCUGGGCUGCAGGAGCUGGGGCCACCCACAGCCCCCCUACCGACCUGGUGUGGAAGGCACAGAACACCUGGGGCUGCGGGAACAGCCUGCGUACGGCUCUCAUCAACUCCACUGGGGAAGAGGUGGCCAUGCGCAAGCUGGUGCGCUCAGUGACUGUGGUUGAGGACGACGAGGAUGAGGAUGGAGAUGACCUGCUCCAUCACCACCACGUGAGUGGUAGCCGCCGCUGAGGCCGAGCCUGCACUGGGGCCACCCAGCCAGGCCUGGGGGCAGCCUCUUCCCAGCCUCCCCGUGCCAAAAAUCUUUUCAUUAAAGAAUGUUUUGGAACUUUACUCGCUGGCCUGGCCUUUCUUCUCUCUCCUCCCUAUACCUUGAACAGGGAACCCAGGUGUCUGGGUGCCCUACUCUGGUAAGGAAGGGAGUGGGAACUUUCUGAUGCCAUGGAAUAUUCCUGUGGGAGCAGUGGACAAGGGUCUGGAUUUGUCUUCUGGGAAAGGGAGGGGAGGACAGACGUGGGGCAUGCCCGCCCUGCCUCUCUCCCCCAUUCUUGUUGCAUGCAUAUCCUCUCAUUUCCCUCAUUUUUCCUGCAAGAAUGUUCUCUCUCAUUCCUGACCGCCCCUCCACUCCAAUUAAUAGUGCAUGCCUGCUGCCCUACAAGCUUGCUCCUGUUCUCUCUUCUUUUCCUCUUAAGCUCAGAGUAGCUAGAACAGAGUCAGAGUCACCUCUCUGGUUCUCUGUCCCCAAGUCUUCCUGAGCCUUCUCCCAUUUUAUGUCUUCCCUCUCCUCCUCCGGGCCCCUGGCCUCCCAAACCCCCAUUGCCCGCUGGCUCCUUAGGCACAGAACCACACCUUCCUGCCUGGCAGCUGGGAGCCUGCAAGAGCCUGGAGACUGGUUGGGCCUGAGUGGUCAGUCCCAGACUCGCCGUCCCGCCUGAGCCUUGUCUCCCUUCCCAGGGCUCCCACUGCAGCAGCUCGGGGGACCCCGCUGAGUACAACCUGCGCUCGCGCACCGUGCUGUGCGGGACCUGCGGGCAGCCUGCCGACAAGGCAUCUGCCAGCGGCUCAGGAGCCCAGGUGGGCGGACCCAUCUCCUCUGGCUCUUCUGCCUCCAGUGUCACGGUCACUCGCAGCUACCGCAGUGUGGGGGGCAGUGGGGGUGGCAGCUUCGGGGACAAUCUGGUCACCCGCUCCUACCUCCUGGGCAACUCCAGCCCCCGAACCCAGGUGAGUUGUCUCUGCUUUGUCUCCAAAUCCUGCAGGCGGGUCCCUGGUCAUCAAGGGGUAGGAUGAGGUGGCCUUGCAGGGGGGAGAGCCUGCCUUCUCUUCCGCAGCCCGGGGGAGUGGGAGCCUCCUCCCCACAGCCUGAGUCCUAGACAGCCCACCUCUGCAUCCUGCCCCUCUUGUCUGAGCCCCAGACUGGAGGGCAGGGGCAGGGCUGGAGUGUGAGGGAUGGGGGAGAUGCUACCUCCCUUCUAGGGGCCAGGGGAGGGAGGGUCUGGGUCCAGGCCCUGCUGCUCACACCUCUCUCCUCUGUUUUCUCUCUUAGAGCCCCCAGAACUGCAGCAUCAUGUAAUCUGGGACCUGCCAGGCAGGGGUGGGGGUGGAGGCUUCCUGCGUCCUCCUCACCUCAUGCCCACCCCCUGCCCUGCACCUCAUGGGAGGGGUCUUGAAGCCAAAGAAAAAUAACCCUUUGGUUUUUUUCUUCUGUAUUUUUUUUUCUAAGAGAAGUUAUUUUCUACAGUGGUUUUAUACUGAAGGAAAAACACAAGCAAAAAAAAAAAAAAGCAUCUAUCUCAUCUAUCUCAAUCCUAAUUUCUCCUCCCUUCCUUUUCCCUGCUUCCAGGAAACUCCACAUCUGCCUUAAAACCAAAGAGGGCUUCCUCCAGAAGCCAAGGGAAAGGGGUGCUUUUAUAGAGGCUAACUUCUGCUUUUCUGCCCUGGCUGCUGCCCCCACCCCGGGGACCCUGUGACAUGGUGCCUGAGAGGCAGGCAUGGAGGCUUCUCCGCCAGCCUCCUCUGGAUGGCAGGCUCACUGCCAGGCCAGCCUCCGAGAGGGAGAGAGAGAGAGAGAGGACAGCUUGAGCCGGGCCCCUGGGCUUGGCCUGCUGUGAUUCCACUACACCUGGCUGAGAUUCCUCUGCCUGCCCCGCCCCCAGUCCCCACCCCUGCCCCCAGCCCCGGGGUGAGUCCAUUCUCCCAGGUACCGGCUGCGCUUGCUUUUCUGUAUUUUAUUUAGACAAGAGAUGGGAAUGAGGUGGGAGGUGGAAGAAGGGAGAAGAAAGGUGAGUUUGAGCUGCCUUCCCUAGCUUUAGACCCUGGGUGGGCUCUGUGCAGUCACUGGAGGUUGAAGCCAAGUGGGGUGCUGGGAGGAGGGAGAGGGAGGUCACUGGAAAGGGGAGAGCCUGCUGGCACCCACCGUGGAGGAGGAAGGCAAGAGGGGGUGGAGGGGUGUGGCAGUGGUUUUGGCAAACACUAAAGAGCCCUUGCCUCCCCAUUUCCCAUCUGCACCCCUUCUCUCCUCCCCAAAUCAAUACACUAGUUGUUUCUA